Molecule: messenger RNA, 3302 nt
Organism: Aplysia californica (California sea hare)
Lineage: Eukaryota; Metazoa; Mollusca; Gastropoda; Aplysiida; Aplysiidae
Product: rhombotin-1
Exons: 5
Coding region: 1313-2110 (265 amino acids)
Biological process (GO): positive regulation of transcription by RNA polymerase II
Cellular component (GO): nucleus
Molecular function (GO): DNA-binding transcription factor binding; transcription coactivator activity
Source: RefSeq, a predicted model, not a curated record
GCCCCUACUACUGCCGCUGCCGCUUCUGCUGCCGCUACCACCACCACCUCCGCCAUCAUCAUCAGCACUGCUACAACAGCGCAAGAACGAGCUGUCAGUCCCCCCGUCCCACUCGCGCGGGACGAUAAAGAGAAAAGGAGUGAGAGAGACACGGAGAGAGAGAGAGAGAGAGGAGAGAGGAGAGAAAUUGCUCCCGCAAUAUAUACACCGCUCUUUGAAAAAGAAGCGGUCGCAGUAGCACUGGCUGGUUCCUUCUUUCGGCGUCGGUCCGAACACAACAACAACAACUACUACUACUACUACUACUACUACUACUACAUCAACAGCACUUCUUUAGUAACGUGGGUGAUACUACUUCAGAUGAUGAUGAUGAUAAUGUUCUUGUCUAACCAACUUCUUCGUGCUUUCUGAGGAAACAACAACUACAGUUUUUGAGGAAUUAAUUUUUUAGUUUCGGAUUCUUGUACAAAUUGGAUGUUCUCGGAGACAGAGCGGACGUUUCAAUGAAGACGACGAUUUUAUUCUUUCACUUACUGUGUUUUUAUUAGUUCCGUUGGAGUUGCGGGUUAUUUUCUGGCUUUUUUCUGAGGAGGUCUUAUGCUUUUUGAAAAUUGCUACUUUUUAGCAUUGGAAAAAAUAAGCCCUGCAAAAAAAGAAUUGCUAAAAAAGCAAGACGAGUUUGCAGUUGUAGUUUUUUAAUAUGCGAGUGCAAAAUUGCUGUGUGUGGGAGUAACAUUCGGAUAUAGAGACCAAAAAAAAAAACUGACGGUCGUUUGAUAGCGUGAAGCCUCAGAUUAAGCCCAGUGAUUUCCUGGCCAGGCUCUCUGUGUUAACACAGGAAACGAGACCUCGGAGCAAGAGGCAAUUACUGGUCGCCGACUCACCCGGGUCCGAUCCGACCCACGACACUGCGCAAAUAAGCCUGGCUGGGAACAUUGAGACUAAGCUAUUACCGUCUGCCUUCCUCCAUUAUCACGCCAUUGAUGUGCGCUCGUGUCCCAGAGCCAAUCAGGCAACUACUUCCGGUAUGUAAUUAACAUAAUCACGUGAUGCUCGGGUAGCAGACGAGGAUUUGAAACUUGAAAGUUACGUAUUUCUAAGAGAUACUGUAUUGGUACUGUUGCUGCUUAUAAUACCUCAGUCAGUGUCUUUACUUGUACAUGAAAAGGGAUUUUAAAGAAAGUGAUUUCGUGAGCUCUUCUGAUGUGAGGAUAAAUUUACGACGAGGAAUAAAUACAAGAACGAGGCGACUUCUCUGUAUAGAGAAAAGCGAUCUUCUUCUCACAAAACUGCUAACUACUGGAGUCUACCAAUGCUACCUCGUCCAGUUCCCAUGUCUGGCGGCGAGAUGAGUCCUGGAGUGGUCAAGCCCCCAGCCCAGCAGGAGUGCAUGUCCUGCAAGAAGCCCAUCACUGACCGAUACUUCCUCAAGGCCCUGGACCAGCUGUGGCAUGAGGACUGCCUCAAGUGUUCCUGCUGUGACUGCCGGCUCGGGGAGGUGGGCUCCACACUGUUCAGCAAGGCCAACCUUCUGCUGUGUCGACGUGACUAUCUCAGACUGUUCGGCACCACUGGCUACUGUGCGGCAUGUAAAAAGAUGAUUCCAGCCUUCGAGAUGGUGAUGAGGGCCAAAAAUAACGUGUAUCACCUCGAGUGUUUUGCCUGUCAACAGUGCAUGCAUCGGUUCUGCGUGGGUGACCGCUUCUACCUCGUCGACAACAAAAUCCUGUGUGAGUUUGACUACGAGGAGCGGAUGAUGUUCGCCAACCUAGGAGGCACCAUGACACCCAACGCUCCGGGCUCCGGACAGAACGGUCUACCCAACGGUAUCGGGCCCUGCAGCGGCUCCGUCACUGGACCAGGAAAUGGAGGAGGGGGAGGAGGAGGAGGCGGAGGAGGUGGAAGUACAGCAGGAGGAGGAGGAGCAGGAGGGAACGCCGGAGGCGGAAUCACAGCGACUGCAGGCGGAGGAGGAGGUGGAAGUGGCGGCCUGGGUGGUUUUGGUUAUGGUAGCGGCUACAAUGCCCUGACUCAAAUCAAAAGGCAGACUCAGAGUUUGAGUGAUGACGUCUCCAGCGGUUAUGGAAGCCCCUCGCCCAGCUCCUUAUGACAAUCCGUUCAUGCCCGUCUUGUUAAGUAACUGUUUUGUUCUCCUCGGUUUCAUGAAUGUCCAUUGUGUCGAGAUGUCUUUUGGUGUACGUAUUUUUCAACCGUCUAUUCGCUUUGAUCAUAAUUUCUUUUUUUUUUCAUUUUUUAUUCUUUCUUGGUUUGUUUUCUUUUUGUUUGGCGAAGAUUUUUAUUAAGCCUGUUUCAUUCUAUUUCAUUUACUGAAGGAUCCGUAUGUUUGUCAAUAUUUAUGAGGAAACGUUUACAUCCGAAAUUGUUUAUUCACCAAUAAGCAACAAAGAGGAAAUUACAUCGCAUAAUCGAUGUCAAUACUGGUGGAAUGGGUACAGAUAGAGGUACUGCGCGACGUGCAACACUAAUGUGUACUUUUUUCAUUUUUACACGUCAAAAGCAAAGUUACAUAAAUAUUCCUCAUGAAACAUUACAUGUAAGAUGUACUCUUAAAAUCAUUUUCCUUUUCAUUUAUAGGGCGAAUUCUGACGCUGAUAUUAGCGGAAAUAAUCUUCGACGAAACGUUUACCCGCAUAAAUUGGCAAAGAAACACUCUUUACCGAUUGGUUAUGACUGUGAAUGAUGAAGAGUGCUCCUAGUCUGUGAAUAGAUUGUCAAAUUGGAUAAAGACAUGCUUAAUAAAAAGCGAAGCCGCUUUAAAUCAACUGUGAAAAGAAUAAUGUGUCUGAAAAGGUGACGUCUGAGAAAUAUUUGACUGUGAUGAGACUGAUAGUAAUUAUGUAUCAUCUUUCAUAUCUGCAGUUCCAUGGUUUUAUUUGUUUGUUUGAUUGUUUAUUUGUUUGUUUUCCUCUUUUGUCCCCUUUCAGCUCAAAUAUACAGUUAUUGUUAUUUUUCAAACGUGUAAAGUAGUGGUGUGUCUGUGGCCUUUCGAGUCCUCUCAGAGUCUCAUUUCGGAUGUAGGCGGGGGAGAUAAUUAUUUUUCUUUUUGUUUUGUUUGGGGAGGGGGGGGAAUGUUUUUGGCUUUUUUUAGGGUGGUUUGUUUGUUUGUUUUGUUUUUGUUUUGUUUUUCGUGGAGGGGGGGUGUGAGUGUGUUUUUAGUGUUUUGUUUUUGGAAGGGAGACCAUUUGUAGUGGUUAUAAUACCCUUUCUAGAUUCGAUUCAGAUUGAGUUUUUAUUCCAUGGGUUUUUUAGACCUCUCUGAAAUUGGCUUAGUCAAUUCGAAA